AGCAGCAGCGCGGCGCGAUCCCCCGCGUUGCUGAGAGCGCGCGUGCCAUGCUGGAGUUGGGCGCCGGCACGAAUCCGCCCGCGAGCAGUGCCUCGUCCAUGCUGUCGAUGCUCAACAUGGAGUCGUCCCGGUCCAACGCUUUCCUGCUGGGCAGCCCGCCGCUGGCCGCACUCCACUCGAUGACCGACAUCCGCGCCAGCCAGGCGUCGUACACAGCCAGCUCGUCGGCACUCAAGGCGCAGAGUUCGCUUUCGUGCGCCUACUCGAGCGCCUCGGGUACUCCGCACGGCAUCAACGACAUCCUGGGGCGGCCGCAGGCAGCAGCCGCCGCCGCCGCGGCUGCCGGUCUCGGCGCCAUCGGGCUGCCCCGCUUCGGCCUCGGCGCCGCCGGCGUCUACUUCAACCCGGCCAACGGCGCGUUGCACAAGAUGGGCCUGGCAGAGCUGCCCGGCCGGCCGCACCUCUACUGGCCCGGCGUGGUCCAGAACCCGGCGCUCUGGAGAGACCGCCUUGCAUCCGCCUCAGUGGCCCAGAACUGCUUGGACAAGGACGGCAAGAAGAAGCACACGCGACCCACCUUCUCCGGUCACCAGAUCUACGUUUUAGAGAAGACCUUCGAGCAGACCAAGUAUCUCGCAGGACCCGAGAGAGCCAAGCUUGCCUACGCCCUUGGCAUGUCCGAAAGUCAAGUAAAAGUGUGGUUUCAAAAUCGGAGAACGAAGUGGCGGAAGAAGCACGCCGCCGAGAUGGCCACGGCCAAGAAGAAGCACGACAACGAGGCCGAGCAACUGCGCCACGACGAUGUGUCGGACCACGAGAUGGAGCACGGCGACGCCAAGAAAAUGCGCCAGGAGGACCCGUUGCUACGGCACCACCACCGCGACGACCGCCGACCCGACAGCUUAGCCUCCAUCUAAGUGGCUACAACCGCUUACACACACACAGUGCAAUACUCUUCUCCCCUUCCCCGUGCAUUAAUUAGCCCUGUACAUAGUUGUUCUCCCAGGAGACCCAGAGACUGUACAUACUAUAAUAAGAGACUGUGCGCGCUUUCGCGCUCAAUGUGCCACACCUCAGGUUGGGUGACAGAAGAAGAAGAAAAACAAAAGGGACAAAGACUGUGCGAAGCGCGAGCACGGUCCCUGAGCAUCCGCUCGCCCGUUCUUUCGGACUCGUCUUCCAUGCGCCAAUACUUCAUGGACUCUGAGGCUGUGGGAGGGCCACUCGUCUGGCCACAGCCCAGUGACAGGACUCAACUCAAGUUCGUAGUCGCGCCCUCCUGACAUGCGCGCGCACCUUGUCGUCGCUGGACAUUGCCACCCAGCGCACUUUUUUUUUUCUCUCUUUGAGCGCAUACGCCCUCCAUGUAUACG
Messenger RNA from Rhipicephalus sanguineus (brown dog tick), 1373 nucleotides. RefSeq names its product homeobox protein Nkx-6.2 (gene HGTX). Gene Ontology annotation, molecular function: DNA-binding transcription factor activity, RNA polymerase II-specific; RNA polymerase II cis-regulatory region sequence-specific DNA binding. Gene Ontology annotation, cellular component: nucleus. Gene Ontology annotation, biological process: cell differentiation; regulation of transcription by RNA polymerase II. The record is from RefSeq and is a predicted model, not a curated record. NCBI's taxonomy places the organism in Eukaryota, Metazoa, Arthropoda, Arachnida, Ixodida, Ixodidae. The transcript has 3 exons. The coding region runs from base 48 to 917 and encodes 289 amino acids.